GCUCACACUUUCUAUUGAUUCCUCUGAUCCCUCCCACCCACUGGAAGCACAUGGAGCCAGACAGAGCCGGGCAUACUGCAAGCCCUGGGAGGCGUGGGGUUCCGAGGCAGCAAGUAGGCGCUUAGGGGUGGGUGGGAAGGUGUGGGACUGGAGAGACAGCCUGAGGAGAAUAGGCAGUUUUAUGUGAGCAAAUGGGAGGAGUGUAAGAGAGCGUUCAUGUAGUACUGCUGUACUUCUGACACAGGAUUUCCCCUUGCAGAAUUGAUCCUGUUCGCCAGUGAAGGAGACCGGGAUUCCGCUGGAGCGAUCCGAGAGCCACGGUGACGCGGUUGCUUUAUUUGGAGGCGCGCUUGUGAUUGGCGCAGGUCUGUGCAGUGAGUUAGCGGCCAGCGAGGGAGUGCGCAUGUGAUUGGUGCAGCUUUGUGCAGUGAGUUAGCAGCCAGCGAGGGAGUGGGCUGGGAUGUGUAUGUGAAGUGGCACACGCAGGAGGCAGGCAGUUCUGCAGGAUCUGUCAUGACGCCUUCUUAUUAGAGGGAGGGCAGGAGGAAACACAGCGGCGCAGACAAGACUGUGGGAAAGCAAAGCGUGAAAGCGCAACUCUGCGCGGCUGUGGUUGCUGGGAGAAUCGCCAUGUGUCACUGGGCACCUCUGCAGAGUCGCACUGCUGCUGUCACACGCACCUUGUAUAAAAGUCACUUCUGUGCCUUUAUUAGGAAUUAAAUGGAAACUCCUUUUUCUUCCUCAAGUGUCUCAGCCUGGGCUUGAAGGAGCAAGCUUCCAGUCCCACCACUGCAUUACUCCUACUGGUCCCCACAAGGGUCGCUUCCUGUGCACAUUACAGGGGGUGUAAUAUAUAGAUUGUUUUUUUUAUAAAGGGAAUACUUGCAUUUCUUUUUAAAGUCAUGGAGCGAAGAAGUUCAGCAGACCUGUGCCACCCUCUUUUGGAAGUAAAUACAAUGCCAGACAAGGUGCUCAAGGAGGAGAAAAGAUUUCACUUGUGGUACAUUGGGUGGUCUUCCCUAGACCGUCGGACAACCUUGCCAAUGCUUCCAUGGCUUGUAGCUGAGAUCCGCAGAAGGGCAGAAAGGCAAGACCCUCCAGGAUGUGCGGCACCUUGCAGAGAAGUCAAUCUUUUGCUAGUUACCCCACACAUCCGCUGUGUGCCAGCGUUGAAUGGCGCCAAUGCCAACAGUGCCGUCUUCAUCUUUGAGCACAAAGCACAGCAUAUAUCCCGCUUCAUCCACAAUAGCCAAGAUCCUUCUUAUUUUGCCUAUCUGAUUAAGACUCAGCCUGACAACCCUGAAUCUGAAAUGGCAUGCCAUGUGUUCAAGGCCAAUACCCCAAGACAGGUUUCUGAUAUCAUCAGCAGCAUACGUCAAGUCUCCAAAGUUGCACUGAAAGAAGAUUCCAAGCCUUGCAGAGAUAGUGAAGAUGCCUUUUAUAAUUCACAGAAGUUUGAAGUGUUAUACUGUGGGAAAGUAGUAAUUGCAAAUAAAAAAGCACCAUCUACCCUUGUUGAUGACUGUAUUGAGAAAUUCAGCCAACAUGAACGCCAGCGUCUAAAGUCAUUAAAUGAACAGCAGAGCGCAGAAUGCAGCACUGAUUUUUCUUUAGCAGAAAUCGAUGUCCCAGGUUCCCCUUCUGAUAUGUUUCUGGAGCAGGACUCUGAAAAUAAUUUCAUCCCUUCUUCUGAGCAUCAUUCAGGGAUGUUUACAGUUGGCAGUCAAAGCAAUCUGAUUGGUUCACGAGUAACAUUUCCUGAGAGGAUUUUAGAAGACUCUGGCUUUGAGGAUCAGCAAGAAUUUAGAACUCGGUGCAGUAGUGUUACAAUUCACAAAAGAGCCCAGGAUAAUAAAAUACAGCCAAGAAGAAGGCAUGCAAGUGCCCCAAGCCAUGUUCAACCCACUGAUUCAGAGAAGAAUAGAACAAUGCUCUUUCAGGUUGGACGUUUUGAAAUCAAUCUCAUAAGCCCUGAUACUAAAACCGUGGAGCUUGAGAAGAAUUUCAAAGAUAUAUCAUCAUGUUCUCAGGGUAUUAAACACAUUGAUCAUUUUGGGUUGGUCUGCCGUGAAUGUGUGGAGCCUGGGAUAAAUCAGUACAUUUGUUAUGUUUUUCAGUGUGCAUCUGAAGCAUUGGUGGAGGAAGUCAUGCUUACUUUGAAGCAGGCAUUCAGCACUGCUGCUGCCUUACAGAGUGCAAAGACCCAGAUCAAGCUAUGUGAAGCGUGCCCUAUGCAUGCCUUGCACAAGCUUUGUGAACGAAUUGAAGGCCUUUACCCACCAAGAGCAAAGCUUGUAAUACAAAAGCAGCUGUCUUUGCUGACUGAUAACGAACAAGCAGAUAUCUUUGAACGUGUCCAGAAAAUGAAGGCCACCAGUGACCAAGAAGAAAAUGAGCUUGUGAUUCUGCAUCUAAGGCAGUUAUGUGAGACAAAACAAAAGACCCAUGUUCAUAUAGGAGAAGUGCAACAGAAUCUGCCAUGCAACACAGUUCCAGAAAAUGCAGCUCCAAGUGGCAGAUUUAAACUGGAUAUUCUGAAGAACAAGGCUAAGAAAUCCUUGACCAGCUCUUUGGAAAAUAUCUUUUCAAGGGGAACAAAUAAAAUGAGAGGACGAUUGGGCAGUAUGGACAGUUUUGAACGUUGUAACAGUUUUACAUCUGACAAGGACGGAUCACCCGGGGACUCACCUCCUGCCACACCACCAUCUUCCCCUGUGUCCUCUUCCUGCCCGCCAUUUCCAGAGGAAGAUCCCGACUCACCUAAGGUUCGCAGACGAGCUCACACUUUCAGCCACCCCACAUCCAGUGGCAAGCGGAGGAUAACAUUUCCUGACAGUAAAUCACCGAGUGCCAGGUUCCCCCUCCAGAGACAGAAUUCCUUAGCAAAUGAUGUGGGACAAAGCAGCCCAGUUCCUAUCGCUCGGCGAUUUCGCACUGAGAGUGAGUCCUCGUCCUCCAGUCUCCCCUCAUCCUUCUCUGCCCCUUCUUUUCUGAAAAAUUUUUACCAGAAUUCAGGGAGACAUGUCCCACAAUCUGAGAAUGACACCCCCAAGAGUGAAAGCGAAGGACGAAGGAGAACAUUUUCUUCAUGUAGCAACGACUCAUUAAAUGCUAGUGGGUCCUGUCUAAUACCACAUCGAAUAUCGUGGCGGCAGCGGAUUUUCCUCAGGGUAGCAUCUCCAAUGACCAACUCUCUAUCAGAUAUGCAGCAUAAAGGCCAGCUCGAUGUGAACGACUUGCUGCCAUUAUCUCCUCUUCCUCCUGCAAUGGAAGAAGACCCUCUAGCUGCUCUUCUUCAGGCAGAAGACUCGGCACUACAAUCAGAAGGGAAGCGAAGCUCUGAAGACUUUCAGAACCUGUGGAAGAAAGCAAUACAUCAGCAGAUAUUGUUACUACGGAUGGAAAAGGAGAAUAUGAAGCUUGAAGCAAGCAGAGAUGAACUGCAAUCCCGGAAAGUCAAAUUGGACUAUGAAGAAGUUGGAUUGUGCCAAAAAGAAGUCUUAAAUCUUUGGGAUAAGAAGUUAAACUGCAGAACAAAGAUUCGGUUUGAUAUGGAAGAGAUUUUUGCCACUCUUAAAGAAGGUGUACCGAAAGGCAAGCGUGGAGAGAUAUGGCAGUUCCUUUCUGUGCAGUAUCGGCUGAGACAUCGGCUACCAAGCAAACAGCAACCAUCUGAUGUUUCAUAUAAUGAUCUUCUCAAGCAACUUACAGCUCAGCAGCAUGCUAUUCUUGUGGAUUUAGGAAGGACCUUCCCCACCCAUCCCUACUUCUCUGCCCAGCUGGGAGCAGGACAGUUAUCACUGUAUAAUCUUCUCAAAGCAUACUCAUUAUUAGACAAAGAAGUUGGUUACUGCCAGGGAAUAAGCUUUGUGGCCGGUGUACUUCUCCUGCACAUGAGUGAACAGCAAGCUUUUGAAAUGCUGAAAUUUCUCAUGUAUGAUCUUGGCUUCCGCAAGCAGUACCGCCCUGAUAUGAUGUCGCUACAGAUUCAGAUGUACCAGCUUUCCCGGCUUCUCCACGACUACCACCGAGAUCUUUAUAACCACCUGGAGGAGAAUGAAAUCAACCCAAGCCUCUAUGCAGCCCCUUGGUUUCUCACACUUUUCGCUUCACAGUUUCCCUUAGGUUUUGUUGCUAGGGUUUUUGAUAUCAUUUUUUUACAAGGGACUGAAGUCAUUUUCAAAGUGGCUCUUUGCUUGCUCAGUAAUAGCGAAGCACUUAUUAUGGCCCGGGACAGCUUUGAGAGUAUUGUGGAUUUCCUGAAGAGCAUGAUACCAGAAAUGACAAAUGAAACCAUGGAAAAAAUUAUUACACAGGUUUUUGAGAUGGACAUUUCAAAGCAACUCCAUGCUUAUGAGGUUGAGUACCAUGUCAUAAAUGAUGAGAUGCUGGAGGCUUCCAUUCCUUCUGAUGACAAUGAGUCCUUCCACAAGUUGGAAAAAUCCAAUAAUCAGCUUAAGAGACAGAACAUGGAUUUACUGGAAAAACUUCAGGUAGCACAUACGAAGAUUCAGAGCUUGGAAUCCAAUGUGGAAAAUAUUUUGUCCAGAGAGAAUAAACUGAGAAAUGUAGUCCGAUCGAUGGAAGAGGAAAGAUCAGCUUAUCAGAAUGUGUUUGAGCUCAUGAAAAAAUAUGUGCCGACCAAUGUUCUGACAGACUGUGAACUCUUGCUGAAAAAUACCACAUGUAGUCCUAACAACAGGACCAAGGCUGGAAACAAGCAAUAAGCUGUGGCUGUUUGGCUGCGCACCUACUCUGUGUCUUACCAACGAAAAGUUGCAAAAUGUUUUUGGAAGGAGGAAAGUGCACAAUGCGUGUAGAGCCUUGUGCUUUUACCAAGUGGAGGGGCUUGGGCUGCCACAUUAAAGACUGAAGUUAACACUAUUGUAAUGAUCUGCAGUAAGGUGGAAAAUGCCUGUUACUUUAUUAUGCAAAAUCCACGGUUUCACAAAAAUCUUAUUGCACACCAGGCCAGAAGGUGGCAUGAGAUUUGGUUUUUAUCCAAGAUGUAUAGAUAUAAAGCCACUGGAAUGCACCAAGAGUCAAUGUGUGAAGUACAUAUAUUUUUUUCACUCUGCAAUGUCAUUAACUGUCGUUGUAGAAAAAGUAUAUAAAUGUAUUCAAAAAUACUUGAAAAAAAAAAAAGUGAAUGUAAUUUUCCAAAGAACAGCAUGUCUCACAUUGCUGGUAUGACAUUUGUAUAAAUUGUUCAUGUUCCUGUC
This is a messenger RNA of Xenopus tropicalis (tropical clawed frog), 5222 nucleotides long. It is a transcript of the gene tbc1d4, whose product is annotated as TBC1 domain family member 4. Gene Ontology annotation, cellular component: cytoplasm. Bases 903 to 4727 code for a protein of 1274 amino acids. The record is from RefSeq and is a predicted model, not a curated record. Gene Ontology annotation, biological process: cellular response to insulin stimulus. The transcript has 20 exons. NCBI's taxonomy places the organism in Eukaryota, Metazoa, Chordata, Amphibia, Anura, Pipidae.